Trichoderma asperellum CBS 433.97 is the source of this 786-nucleotide messenger RNA. RefSeq lists its product as uncharacterized. The record is from RefSeq and is a predicted model, not a curated record. NCBI's taxonomy places the organism in Eukaryota, Fungi, Ascomycota, Sordariomycetes, Hypocreales, Hypocreaceae.
UUCAUUUUCCAUUCACGCAGACUUGUAAUCAUCGUCAUCAUCAUUGCCAUCGGAUAAAGCAUUUGUCUAUUGCUUUUCUUGCUUUUUUGAUAGCUACACUUUACGCGUUAAAAGGCAAUCCAGCUUAAUACCGUCCAAGAUGAAGUUCCUCGCUACUCUUCUAUUCACUGCUGCUGGCGUUUCUGCCGCUACCUCCGCCACAUCGCCAGAUACCCCAGGCUCUACCUGUCUGGCUGACUACAUUCUUGAUAACUGUCUGGAUUCAACUACCAAAAAUGCUGGCAACUGCAACGCUACCGACUAUACAUGCCUUUGCGCAGCGUACCAGGCCAUCUUGACCUGCUACAACAACUGCCCCAGCGACAUCCGCGCUCCAUCAGUCCAGCAACAGGUUGAUUCCUACUGCCGAACUGCCUCUCUCUUGGCCACCACCACAACUGCCCACAAGACUAAGACUUCGGGUGCUUCCAAGCCCGACGAGACUUCCGCUUCUGAAGCUUCUCCCGGCAAUGACGAGGCUACUCCCACCGGGGAGAGCAGCGGUUCUCCAACUGCUGGUGGAAGUGACGAAACCAGCUCCAGCGGCCAUAGCUCUGCCACCGCUGCUCGCACAACCAGCUCCAAAGCUGCUGCUCCUACUAUGAUUGGCAACGUUGCUGGCAUUUUCAUGGCUGUUGCCGGUGCUGCUGCUGCCGCCAUUCUCUAAUGAGAAGAGAGAGAGAGAUGGACAUGAAAGUCAUUGAAUGAAAAUCAUUGAAUGGAAUGGAAAGCUGGGCUCUGGGGUGU